AUGUCAGAUAAGAAGUACGAGAAGAUGAUCGGUGUCAUUGAUCAGGGAACUAGUAGUUCCAGAUUCGUGGUCUUCUCGGCUGUCACUGGCGAGGUAGUCGCCAAACAUCAAAUCGAGAUUGGCCGCGAUCAUCCACAGUCUGGCUGGGUUCAACAAUCCGCAGUGGACAUCUACCAAAGCACCCUUAACUGUAUGAAUAAAGUCGCCAAGAUCCUACAAUCACUUAAAGCCUCGGUUAAGAAUAUCGCUGCCAUCGGUAUUACGAACCAACGUGAAACUUCCAUUGCCUGGGAUAGUCAUACUGGUGAACCUCUUUGUCCUGCCAUCGUGUGGUCAGAUUCUCGAACUUCGGAUCUCGUUAAGUACUUUAUCGACAAGACUCCUAAGAAAGACAAAAACACUUUUCAGAAGAAGACUGGUUUGGCCAUCCAUAGCUAUUUCUCGGCUUUGAAGAUUCGAUGGAUGCUUGAUAACAUCCCAGCUGUGAAGGAGGCCAAUGAAGAUGGAAGACUGAAGGUCGGUACCGUUGACUGUUGGCUCAUUUACAAGCUGACUGGUGGUGCUUCCGGAGGCAAGCAUCUUACCGAUGUCACAAAUGCUAGUCGUACGAAUCUCUUUAACAUUAAAAAGUGCAAAUGGGACCCAGAGUUAUGCGAGUUUGUUGGCAUCAAUCCUCGCAUCCUUCCUACUGUGAUUAGCUCAGCUCAGACCUACGGUCACGUUCGAGAUCCUGACUGUCGUCUUAAAGGAGUUGUUAUGGGGGGUAUCCUUGGUGACCAACAGGCAGCCCUAGUUGGUCAGACUUGGGACCCAAAUCCAGAUCCAGAUUGUCCUCGACCUCAUGUAAAGGUCACUUAUGGUACUGGUGCUUUUCUUCUUUGGGACAUUGGUGAGGAGGCCUCUUUUUCGCCUCAUGGCCUUCUCACAACUAUUGCUUACCAAAUGGGUCCCAAGGCGAAAGUUCACUACGCUCUAGAGGGAGCAGUGGCUUACUCAGGAGCCACAAUGGAUUGGCUUCGCUACAAGCUGGAACUCUACACGGACCACGCAACAGGUGACGAGUUAGCAAAGAAGGCCUUGCUAGAGCAACAUGGUCCCAUUAAGAGGGAAGAGUCAGGUCAACUGGUCGAUCUGAAGACUAUGGAUGCGUGCUACCUUGUGCCUGCAUUCUCCGGUCUCUUCUGUCCGUAUUGGCGUGAAGAUGCACGAGGUGUCAUCGCCGGUCUUAAUGAGAAGUGCACACGAGGAGAUUUGAUAGCUGCAGGCUACCGCGCUUCCGCCUACCAGACGCAAGAAGUAUUGGAAGCAGCUCGUGAAAUGAAUGACGGAACAAAACGCAAACCUCCAAGAGUCAUUUCAGUCGAUGGUGGGCUAACAAAGAGCUCUGUGCUCAUGCAAAGCCUUGCUGAUAUCACUGGCUCGACGAUAAUUCGGCCGAACAAGUCGGAUGUGAUGACUGCACUGGGCGCGGCUGUUGCUGCGGCGAUAUCGGUUGGCAUUGAUCCCACCGAUCUCCUCUCCAUUCGCAAGCACGAGGGUGGAGAAGAGGAGGCGAAUACCUUCCGACCUGCAGUCAGUCCUAAAACUCGUCAUUUGUGGAUGAAAGGCUACCAGAAUGCAGUCAAACGCAGCCUCAACUGGCAAUCUGAUGUCGUCAAGGCGACUGGCGGUCGGAGCGGUACGGAAGAAUAA
Hydatigera taeniaeformis is the source of this 1692-nucleotide messenger RNA. NCBI's taxonomy places the organism in Eukaryota, Metazoa, Platyhelminthes, Cestoda, Cyclophyllidea, Taeniidae. The record is from the annotation of a GenBank genome assembly.